Messenger RNA from Hypomesus transpacificus, 1243 nucleotides. It is a transcript of the gene zfand3, whose product is annotated as zinc finger, AN1-type domain 3. Bases 266 to 970 code for a protein of 234 amino acids. Lineage: Eukaryota; Metazoa; Chordata; Actinopteri; Osmeriformes; Osmeridae. The record is from RefSeq and is a predicted model, not a curated record. Gene Ontology annotation, molecular function: DNA binding; zinc ion binding. The transcript has 6 exons.
UACUCCAGCUGAUCGGCCUCGUUUCCCGGUGCGGUCCGUUGGACUGUACGCGGCAGUAUUUUAGGCAAAUUUGAUCGUUUAAACAGCAACGGUGGACGCGGCCUUCCGUGUCGGCAAAGCAUUCUUACGCCGUCAACACUUUGAGCCAGAAAAUAUACCGCGGAGUGUGUUAAUAGUUCGUAUCCAGCCAAGGAACCUGUACAUAAAUAGUAGGCCGUCCCCGGGUCUCACUACGAGGAUUAGCCUGUACAAACAGGAUACAACGAUGGGUGACACGGGCAGUGAGCGCUCCAAGCCUCCCAGUAUACCGCCGCGCUGUCCUUGUGGAUUUUGGGGGUCCAGCAAAACCAUGAAUCUGUGCUCCAAAUGUUUUUCCGACAUUGAGAAGAAACAGCCCGACGAGGACUGUGACCCAGAGCCCGCCUCCAGCAGCAGACAGUCAGACGCCUUCUGUAACGAGACAAACAGCAGCAGUAGCCAAUCCCUGUCGUCGGUGCCCACCAGCUCAGUGGAGCCUUCGUGUGAGGGCUCUGGAGCCACGCCUCUCCCUGCACAGGAGGAAGUCUCCAGCACAAACACAGCCCUGGGCACCCUCUCCACCCCAACAAAACGACCGUGUGACUCAGCCUCUGGGUCGGAGAGCGAGGCGUCCCCAGAGAAGCGGGCGCGGGGGGGCGAGGGUCCCUCCUCAGAGGAGUCUUCCUCCUCCUCCUCCUCCUCGCCACGUGGUGCCAAGCAGAGGAGUCGGCGCCGCUGCCACCGCUGCCAGACCAAGCUGGAGCUGGUGCAGCAAGAGCUGGGCUCCUGUCGCUGUGGCUACGUGUUCUGCAUGCUGCACAGGCUUCCUGAGCAGCACGACUGUCUGUUCGACCACCUGGGCCGCGGCCGCGAGGAGGCCGUCCUCAAGAUGGUGAAGCUGGAGCGCAAGGUGGGACGCGCCUGCCAGCGCAUCGGGGAGGAGUGCUCCUGAGCACCCACACGACCCAGCCAAUCAGAGAGGAGGAGUGCUCCUCAGCACCCACACGGCCCAGCCAAUCAGAGAGGAGGAGUGCUCCUCAGCACCCACACGACCCAGCCAAUCAGAGAGGAGGAGGAGCAGGCGGACACACUUUGGACUCACUUUGGUCCUGGAACCCCCUUUUUGAGACUGUGCUCUUACCUCAAUACCAGACAAAGCACUGCUACUUGUUGCGCCCCGCAUGGGACUUAGUGCGCACCCCCGCCCCACCCCCAAGCCCUUGAC